AGGAAGAAUUAAAAUAUAAUGAAUCGGAUGAUGAGGAAAGCAUUGAAAAUUCAGGAGUGGAAAAAGAAGAAUCUGACUCUGACGCUGAGUUUAUAUUCGAUAAUUCGAUUAAAAAGAAAUCGCCUUCUGCGUCCGAAGGGACUACUUUAUUUAUAAGAAAUCUUCCUUUUGAGGCAACUAAGGAAGAAUUGCAUGAUGUAUUCUCUUCGUUUGGACCACUACAAUAUUGUGUCUUAACUAUGGAUAAUGAUACAGGACGUUCGCGUGGCACUGGAUUCGUGUGUUUUAAGGAACUAAAAGAUGCAAAUCAUUGUCUCGAGGAGGCUGAGAAAUUACAAAUGAAUCUUAAGAACGAGACCACCGAAUGUACUACUGUUACAGAAAAAAAUAAAAGACGCAACGAAUUGCAAUUCAGAUCAAUAUUAAUGCCUGACACUUUUGAUCGACAAGCAGAAAAAUUCACAUUACAUGGCAGAGUUUUGUCGGUUGUGCGAGCAGUCGAACGAGAACAGGCCAAAAAAUUGAAAGAACAAAAUCAAGAUAGGAAACGUAGAGAAGAUCGCAGAAACAUUUAUUUAAUGAAAGAAGGAGUGAUAUUCCCGGAUACGCCUGCCGCGGCUUCCCUCACUCCCUCAGAAGUUACAAAGCGGGCCACUUCAUAUUCGCUCAGAAAAAAUUUACUGGCGAAAAAUCCCAACCUUUUUCUAUCCAAAACACGACUAUCAGUUAGAAAUCUUCCGCUUUCAGUUGAUGAGAGACAAUUGAAAGCUUUGGGCAAAGAGAGCAUUAUAAAAUUCAAAGAACAGGCCAAAAUUGUGCGCUCAAAAGAUAGAAUAGACUUGAACACAAUAAAGCCGCGCUCAAAAGGAUACGGUUUUUUGGAAUUCACGCAUCAUGCUCAUGCAUUAGCUGCAUUACGGUACCUUAACAAUAAUCCGAAAUUGUUUGGCGACAAAAAGCGAUUGAUUGUAGAGUUUGCUGUUGAGAAUAAUAUUAUUCUAAAAAAGAGAUUAAUUCGUAAUAAAAAUCCUGGAUCUAUUACCACUGAUAAUAGUAAUAAUCACUAUAAACAUAAUCUUAAAAAUAAUAGUCGAGGCAGAAAAAAUUUAAAGAGAAAGCCCGAAGAUACAUCGAAUAUUCCAAAGAAGGAUAAAAUUUCUAAGAAAAAAGCAAAGUUUAAUAACAAAUAA
Molecule: messenger RNA, 1190 nt
Organism: Ambispora leptoticha
Lineage: Eukaryota; Fungi; Glomeromycota; Glomeromycetes; Archaeosporales; Ambisporaceae
Source: the annotation of a GenBank genome assembly